AUGAUCAAUCAAGUGUUGUGUUUGGUGCCCCGGCAUCACCAACAGGUGAAUGUUGUGGAUGUGGUGCCGCCGGGUCCAGCCGGUCCACCGGGUGAGGAUGGUAAUGAUGGUGCUGAUGGUGAAAGUGGACCACCUGGUAAAGAUGGCCAGGAUGCACCACAGGAACCACCUACACCGCCGAAAAUCGAUUGGUGCUUUGAGUGUCCUGAUGCACCGGCAGGACCACCUGGUAUACAGGGACCGAAAGGAGUUCCAGGCAAGCAGGGUUCACCAGGUCCAGAUGGACCUGUUGGUAGCAGUGGUCCAGCUGGUGAACCAGGACCAGAAGGACCAGUAGGACCUCCUGGAGCAUCGGGUGAGAAAGGUCCUGCUGGACCACCAGGUACUGUCAUUGAAAAAGAAGGACCAGUAGGUGCACCAGGAAAAGCAGGAGAACCAGGUUUACCAGGACCUAGCGGCGAAGCAGGAGCAGCUGGUAAAACUGGAUCAGAUGGACCAGAAGGACCACCAGGAGAUGCAGGCAUAGAUGGACCACCCGGAAAACCUGGAUCUGAUGGUGAUAGGGGACCAGAUGGUGAAGCUGGACCACAAGGUACCUGUGAUGCUUGUCCACCUCCAAGGACAGCACCUGGUUAUUAA
Molecule: messenger RNA, 639 nt
Organism: Brugia pahangi
Lineage: Eukaryota; Metazoa; Nematoda; Chromadorea; Rhabditida; Onchocercidae
Source: the annotation of a GenBank genome assembly